This is a messenger RNA of Hyposmocoma kahamanoa, 5048 nucleotides long. Its product is annotated as bromodomain-containing protein 3-like. The record is from RefSeq and is a predicted model, not a curated record. Lineage: Eukaryota; Metazoa; Arthropoda; Insecta; Lepidoptera; Cosmopterigidae. Gene Ontology annotation, cellular component: chromatin; nucleus. The transcript is spliced from 20 exons. Bases 547 to 4515 code for a protein of 1322 amino acids. Gene Ontology annotation, biological process: regulation of DNA-templated transcription; chromatin remodeling.
AUGUCAUCUAUAGAUGAGAAUCUAAAAUAAUGCACUGUUUUCAUUUAUCUAUGCCAAUUUUAUAGUAUUUUCUUUCCAGAUCAAAUUUGUGCAAAAUGAAUUUUUAGACGCUCGCAGUCAUUUUUAGUUGUCCGCCGCCAUGUCUGUAACUCGACCGAAUCUUCGAAGUUCCGUGUUGUGCUGUUCUUUGUUAUUAAUAAAGUACUGUGAUUUUUGAUAAAAUAAUGGAUUUAUGAGGUUCUCAAGUACCCAUGAACUUAGUGUUUUUGUGGUGUGUUUGCUAGAUUGGUGCAAAUCAAUACAAUUGUCUUUGCCGAAGUAAUUCUGAACAUCGUAUUUUUAGUUCAUCCGCCAUAUUGGCGUUAAUAUUCCAUUCAUUUGGAAAUAGCUGCUUCAUAUUAAAUAUUUUUUCACACAUCCUACCCAGCAAAAGUACUAUGCAUGGUACUGCUGUUUAUUUCCAAUGAAUGGAAGUUUGGCUUAGGUGCAAGAGCACCAAUUGUUUAAUAUGAUAGAGUGGUCUAGUGUUUUAAGAGGAUACAGCUGAUGCCUCUUAGCCAGAAGUUGGAUGAGCCUCUCGUUACAAUUGAGAUAGCAGACUCCAGCACAAUGCAGCAAGCGGUUGACCCUCUUGCUACUACUAGCACGCCCUCUGCGGAACCAGUGAAUGGCGCGCCGCCGGAUGAGACGCCUCGCCGACAGGGGCGGUUGACCAAUCAACUGCAGUUUCUUCAAAAGAAUGUGAUGAAGGCUGUGUGGAAGCAUCAGUUCGCGUGGCCCUUCCAUCAACCUGUCGAUGCCAAGAAACUAAAUCUGCCAGAUUAUCACAAAAUCAUCAAAAAGCCCAUGGAUUUGGGUACCAUCAAGAAACGUCUAGAGUCGAAUUACUACUUUUCCGCUCAAGAAUGCAUCCAAGAUUUUAACACCAUGUUUACCAACUGCUAUGUUUACAACAAACCUGGUGAGGAUGUAGUGGUGAUGGCACAAACUUUGGAGAAGCUGUUUCUUAACAGGAUAGCCCAAAUGGAUAAGGAGGAAAAGGAAAUCGAGUUACCCUCGAAAGGUGGCAAAGGCGGAGCCAAGAAGCGAGUUGGCGGAGCGGGUAGCGGCGGUGGAGCCGGCGGUGGUGGUGGUGGCGGCGGUGGUGGCGGCGUUGGCGGCGGCGUUAGUGGUGGCGGUGGCGGAGGGGCGCCAGUCACGACAGGGGGCGUACGUACGGGAAAGUCGUUGCCGAGCGCGGGCGGCGCGAGCGCGGGUGCCACUCCCGCACCGCACCCCGCACUGGUGGGUUCCACGGCCAGUACCACGGCUCCUGCAGUGCCGCCCGCCGCCACGCCGCCUGCAACACACGCCGGCCUACCGCAGCAAGUAGCCACGCAGCCCUCCAAUUUCCACGUGGCACAACCGGCCGCGCCACCGGUCUCCGCUAUUCCGCCCGUCCCACUCUCCCAGACUCAGCCAGCUAAGGUCAAAAAAGGGGUGAAGAGAAAAGCAGACACUACCACACCCAUGGGGAGUGCCUUCGAGGGAGGGUAUACCACCCCGACGAUCGAUCAGCAAAGUGGACCGAAACCGGCCAAAAUUUCAACUAGAAGGGAAAGUGGACGGCAAAAGAAGGCUGGCCGAGCUGGCGACGAUAGCUUUAAAAUGGGCGGAUUGUCUCCCGGCGUAGGAGGAGCGGGCGCAUCUCACCAUUCUGCCAUGACACCACAAUUAGCAAAGGGCAAAGAAAAGCUUUCUGAUGCUCUCAAGAGUUGUAAUGAAAUACUGAAAGAACUCUUCUCAAAGAAGCAUUCGGGAUAUGCUUGGCCAUUUUACAAACCUGUGGAUGCUGAAUUACUAGGCCUUCACGAUUAUUUUGAUAUUAUAAAGAAACCAAUGGACUUGGGAACAGUGAAGCAAAAAAUGGACAACAGACAGUAUAAAUCGGCAGCUGAGUUUGCAGCCGACGUCCGUCUAAUAUUUACCAACUGUUACAAAUACAACCCACCGGAUCAUGACGUCGUGGCUAUGGCACGUAAAUUGCAGGACGUUUUUGAGAUGAGAUACGCGAAGAUUCCCGACGAACCUGUUCACCCAGGUGUCCCACACAUAGACAAGGGCAGCUCGGCGUCCAGUUCGGAAUCUGGCUCCGAGUCGGACUCCGAAUCGGACGACUCUGAAGAAGAAAGAAAUAAUAAAGUUAAAAUGUUAGAAAAAGAAUUACUCGCUUUGCAAGAGAAAAUGAGAAAACUCGUCGAAGAAUCUAAUAAUAAAAAGAAGGCUAAAAAGAAAAUUAAGGAAAAGAAAAAGCAAGUUCCCGCCCCGGGCUUACCGAAAGCGAACGCCGUGGCGCCGUACGGAGCCAAAGCCAAUAAUAUUGGGGAAACGCUCGCGACGCCGAGCGGGCGCGGCAAGACUGGUAGCAAGCGCGGCGGGGGCGGCGGUGCGGGCAAGGCGGCGACCCGAGGUUCGGCGCCUGCCAAGAAAAAGGGUUUGGCGCCGCCUGCCGCCGCCGCGCCGCACCCGCCGCUACACCCCGACACCGACGACGAGGAUGUCGCCAAACCCAUGUCCUACGACGAGAAGCGCCAGCUCUCGCUUGACAUCAACAAGCUGCCAGGCGAUAAACUGGGCAAAGUAGUGCAUAUAAUUCAAACCAGAGAACCGUCGCUGCGGGACUCUAACCCUGACGAGAUUGAAAUAGACUUCGAAACGUUGAAGCCGUCUACGCUCCGAGAGCUAGAGAAUUACGUAGCGUCUUGUCUACGGAAAAAGACACAUCGCAAAGUUUCUGGUAAAUCCAAAGAUGAACAAAUGGCGGAGAAGAAACAAGAAUUAGAAAAGAGAUUGCAAGAUGUAUCAGGACAAUUAGGAACCAAUAAAAAGCAGCAACCUAAAAAAGAGGGAUGCAAGGAGGCGCUAGGCGGCGGCAUGUCGUCCUCGUCUUCAUCGUCGGACUCGUCCAAUACGUCGUCCAGCACCGACACGAGCUCGUCCGACAGCAGCGACAGCGAAGCAGGCACCGGAAGGACACCUAAAAAGAAGGGGAAGAAGCAUCAGGCUCCUUUACAGAUUGUCAAAUUGCGUCAUUUCCAGAAAUCCAUAGCUCCAUUGGCUCCUGAGACGCCGGCAAGUAACGCGAUAACGAUACCAACAACUGUAGCUACGCCUGUGGUUGUGAAGACGGAAGCAGCUGUCAUUGCACCCGCAACCGGGCCUGCUCCCGUGACUGAGCUCAAAGAGCAGGUGGCGCCGCCCGUUGCGCUCGUGCCUCUCGUUCCACCAGUUGCCCCCGUUCCUACUCUUGCGAACUGUGUGCCGGUCUCAUCUAUUGCGCCUGUAGCUAGAGAAAUGAGUGAACCGAAGCCGGUGGUUAAGGCUGAACCUCGAAACGGCCUCGAUAAAGUGGAUGUUCCUCAUUACAUAGAUCCCAUCGAAAGAUCACUGGCUAGCUUGGAGAGAAGUUUGAAAGCUGACGUGCCGAUGAAUGCCGGUGUCAGCGAAUCAGAGUCUUCAAUGCGACUCGAAGAAGAGUUCAGCCUGCCGAAACAACCUGUCAUGCCGGACGCCCAUAGUCUAAUGGCCCAACUCGGCGGCUUGACAGAUAUGACCCAUGUACCCGAUCAAAUAAAGUCUGAAAUGUAUCCCUCGCAUAACGGUUUUCUAGAAAAGACUAUGCACCACGACCGUGAUGUCCUACGGCCGGAUUUAAAUACGAACAUACCAGGCAUGGCGAGUGUCCCACCAGUGUCGUCAAUUUUCGACCCGUUACCUCCUGCCUCGCAUACAGUGAUCGCACAGUCUCAUCACAGCGCUCCUAAUUCUUCGUGUCUGAUAACGCCUGCUAAUAAAAAGGAAGAAAUCAACAAACCUUUGCUUACGCCAAAACCUAUUGAAGAUCUCAUGGGAGUUCCCAAUAUAACAAAUAAUAUUUCAGAUAGAGCUAAGUACGAAAUGGAACAAAAGAAAAUGGAGGAUGUUAAGAAUUCUAACUUUGUUCAGGCGUUUAAACUUAAACAAGAACAAAAUUUGAAAAAUGCUAGUUCUUGGUCGUCGUUAGCUCAAGCCGGUAGUCCACAGCAGCCUCCUACUAUCAAUCCUACACAUCAAGUUAAACAAAAGCCUGUAAUGGACAGUUUUCAAGCCUUUAAGAAACAAGCAAAAGAGAAAAUCGAUCGUCAAAGGGCAUUGAUAGAGCAACAAGAAAAUCGGAAAAAGGAACUCGCGGAGAGGGAACGACAGCGACAAGAAACAGAAAGGCGGCACCCAGAUGAAGAUAAGCUAAGAGUGGCGCCAAGCGUUCGGAAAGUGGAGAGCGCAGAAGUGGCGUCACCUAGCGUGUCACCAGUGGCACGAGCCUCCCCACCUGCGGCCGCAGCCGCCACAGCCGCGCCACCCGACAAGCCGGCGGCCUCCGAGCGCGAACGACUUCGCCAGCGUGAACAGGAGCGUCGACGACGCGAGGCCUUGGCUGGACAAAUAGAUAUGAACAUGCAGAGUGAUUUGAUGGCCGCAUUCGAGGAGUCACUCUAAAGUGUUUGGACAGUGUAAUUGAUUUGUACAUACAUAAAUAUAGUUUAGAUAAUGUCAAUGCAAUCAAAUGUAACACUGAAGUGAUUUUGUGAUCGUUUUGUGCGUGACGCUGUUAACUAAUGUGUGGUUAAGUGCUGUGAAUAGUUAUUAUGUACUGAUUUUUAAACUGUUGUAACAUCAAUUUGGACUUGUGGUCGCGUAUAUAAGGGCCUUUAAAGGGGGUUGCAUUUUAAUUAAAUUGUAUAAUAAGCUCUUACCCAUAAGCUACUAAGUAAAUAAUUCUCUUUAUAUGGUAAGACUAUACAUAUGUUUAUAUUUUGCUCUAGAGAACUCUACCUUCCAAUAUUUGUUUCUUGAUAGGGUACCGUAACUAAUGAUUAUAGCAUUGUAAUGUAGUUUUGAAAUUGAAACAAAAUUUUGUUUAAUUUUAUGUAACUGAUUAAUAAUAGACAAUCAAUUAAAACCAUAAAUUGUUAUAUUAAUGACGCAUUUCUCAUUGCAUGGUUGUUUUAAUUAUUUUAUAUUUCGUAUCA